AGCGACUCCAUUCCAGAGAGAGAGAGAGAGAGAGAGAGAGAAAGGGGCGGGGCGCGAGCUUUAAGCAGAGCGUCUCCGGUUUUCUCGCAUCAGCACAUAACGUACGCGCGCGCGCCGCUUCACCGUGUCCGCUGUUUGUCGAGUUGUUAUUUUCCGCACACAGCGCGUGAGGAGGGAAUAUCAGAGUCCCGGUCACGGGCGCUGCAGGGGGACUGAGAGACACGCCGGGGCACGCGCUCCGGGAUGGUGGAUAUACUCACGUGCGAUUAGCAAGGAACUGAAAACCCGGACAGAGCGCGCGCAAGGUGUAAUGGAGUGACGGAAGGCCCGGACGUCUGGAAUUUCGUCUCAUUACCAUCUCUCGGUGUGGAAUUUUAGCGGGAAUACUCGUCCUGAAGAUACGCUUCUGCUUCCUCGCCUCGCCUUGUCGUUCUUCCCCUCUCCACGCUGUUGCACGAGCUCUCUCUGUGUUGUUCUCGGGGACACUCGGUGUCCGACAUGUCCUCCAAAGCGCCCAUCUACCUGAAGCGCAGGAGCCGCAAAGGCAAGAAGGAGAAGCUGCGCGACCUCCUCUCGUCCGACAUGAUCAGCCCGCCGCUGGGCGACUUUCGCCACACCAUUCACAUCGGGAGCGGUGCCGGCGGCGACAACGUCUUCGGCGACCUCUCCUUCCUCCAGGGCAAGUUUCAUCUGUUGCCCGGGCAACAAGGUCAGCAAGACGCGAUCCAGUGGAGCUGCGCCGCCACCGAGAGUUCGCCGCUGCUCAAGAAUGCCCUUUCGCUUCCCGUCAUCGGAGGAGUGCAGGCGCUCACGCUUCCGCCCUCGGCCCCUGUCGCAUCGCAGCCUCUUGCCCCUGCCACAGCUCCGCCCCCAAAACCUCCCAGACUGCACCUGGAGUCCCCUCACACGUCGCUCCCUGGCUCCCCGAAGCGCUCGAACGAUCACGAACAGCCUUGCGUUGGGACAGAAGAAAAGCACGGCGAGGAAAAGCGCGGCGAGAAAGACGACGAGCAUCCAUAUCUGUCUCACGCCGGCUCCUUGCUCUCGCUCCACCUGGACCUGGGACCGUCCAUCCUAGAGGACGUCCUGCAGAUCAUGGACACCCAGAGGAUGGGAGGGAUCGCUGGAGGGUUCGCGCCAAACGGACGGCAAGAAGUCUACACCUAAAACAUUCUCGCGGCCUUGUUCUUUUUUCCUUUUCUUUGUUCCCUCUCUUUUUAUUGCCAUGAGUGCUGGAUUGAACAGUAACUUUUCUGUUUGUCCUUGAACUUGUUCUCUUUCACACUGGGAGUGUUCAAGGCUACAGAGACUUUUUUUUGGGAGAUAAAAAAAAAACAAAAAACUGACAACUUUUAUGACUUCCUGGUCUUCCUUCUCACUCUCCUGAGCCACUGAUUAAAUAUUAAUUCAUCUUUCAGACUCGUUCUACAGCCUGGACUGCAAUUUCUGUAGUAGCCCGCGUGCGUGCGUGCGUGCGUGCGUGCGUGCGUGCGUGUGUGUGUGUGUGGAUCUUUUAUUUUUGUUUUUAACUCGAGGGAUCAACUGCAGGAGAAGAAAAACGACCUUCUGUCAGCACUGAGAAUGACAUCAGCUUUCUCCUCGGUGGUGUUGCCAAUAUCUGAACAAAUACACACACACACACACACACACACACACACACACCUCUCCUAUGAUUUUACUAGAGGAGCUCACAUUAUGUCCAAGAACUACGAAUAAGGAAAGGUAUCUCGGUUAAAGACCAAGGGAGAAAAAAAAAACCCCUCUGCGUAUGUCUUCCAUCUUAGUUGGAGAUGUGAAAGGACUUGGAACGUUGCACCUUUUGGUUUUUCCGGAUGUUUCUGCGCUCGGACUGGGACGGUUGAUCCCUGCUCUGAUUCCGAGCCUUUUUUAGACGGAGGUGUGAGGAUCGGUUCUGUCGCUGAAACCACAGCUGGGAUUUUUAUACCGAGCCCCUGGAGAUUUAUCACCAGAGCGUGUUCGAGCCUUCGAGGCGAAUUCCAAAAAAAAAUUAAACAAAUUCAGCUCGGUGAAGUAAACAAGGUUAAGAGGGGAAAAAAAAAAGCUCAGUUCUAGAGAAAUGUACUGUAAUUUCUUUGCGUUUCGCGUUCAUAAAAAAAAACAAAA
Messenger RNA from Ictalurus furcatus (blue catfish), 2124 nucleotides. It is a transcript of the gene cdc42ep2, whose product is annotated as CDC42 effector protein (Rho GTPase binding) 2. NCBI's taxonomy places the organism in Eukaryota, Metazoa, Chordata, Actinopteri, Siluriformes, Ictaluridae. Bases 499 to 1167 code for a protein of 222 amino acids. The transcript is spliced from 2 exons. The record is from RefSeq and is a predicted model, not a curated record.